Molecule: messenger RNA, 960 nt
Organism: Cucurbitaria berberidis CBS 394.84
Lineage: Eukaryota; Fungi; Ascomycota; Dothideomycetes; Pleosporales; Cucurbitariaceae
Product: glycoside hydrolase family 11 protein
Exons: 2
Coding region: 233-916 (227 amino acids)
Biological process (GO): xylan catabolic process
Molecular function (GO): hydrolase activity, hydrolyzing O-glycosyl compounds
Source: RefSeq, a predicted model, not a curated record
GUAAUAUUUCAGUGCUUGGCUAUAUCCAUCCAACCCUCGUCCACCCCACAACUUGAUCUCCACAUGAGCAUCAUGGCUAAUGGAGAGCACAAUAGUCGGGUCACGCGCGCUUGCUCCACCUUUCCGUGGGCUUUUUUUUUUCAGAUCUUGCAGUUCAUCUGUCGUACCACACUAUAAGGGGUAGUCAUAUAGUCAUCGAAUCGAUUUCUUUGCGACAGACUUCAUUAGCACCAUGGUCUCUUUCUCGGUCCUCGCAACAGCCGUGCUGGCGGUCGUUCCAUGUGCAUUCACCGCACCCAACGGUCUCACGACACUCAUCAACCAUGAGACUGUAGGAAAGCAGCUCCAGGCCCGCCAGGGCGGUUACUACUCUUUCUGGUCCGAGGGCGGCGGCUCAUUCAAUUGCAACCAGCAAGGUGGUGGGAAGUAUACAUGCAACUGGUCUGGCCAAAAAGGUGGAGGUUUCGUUGCGGGUACGGGUUUCAAGCCUGGAGGCUCAAGAGCCGUAAAGUACUCAGGCACCUACGAUGCCAAAGGGCCCGGUUACCUCGCCCUCUACGGGUGGACCCGCAACCCACUCAUUGAGUACUACAUCAUCGAGUCCUACGAUAUCCUCGCGCCUGGUGAGCCCUGGACGAAGAAGGGCAACUUCACUUUCGAAGAGGGCACGUAUGAACUGUACACCAGCCAGCGCGUCAACAAGCCGUCGAUCGAGGGCACCAGGACGUUCACCCAGUUUUGGUCGGUGCGGACGGAAAAGCGCGUCGGUGGGACCAUCACCACGAGCAAGCAUUAUGAUGCUUGGUCGAAGGCUGGAAUGAGGCUGGGUGGCCAUGAUUACAUGAUUCUCUGUACGGAGGGAUUUUCCAAUGGGACGUUGUUGCCGAGCGGAACUAGCAGUAUUACUGUGAGCUAGUUUGGUAAGCGGUUAGGUCAUAGGUAGACUUUGAUAAACGGCUG